AUGGCGCCAAUUGCGCAGGCCGUGAUGGUCUCGUUGGAGGAGCUUAAAGAUGGGAGUGUGCCGUCCGAGACGCUCCACGAAGCCUUCGGUCCGGACUCGCUGGGCAUCCUGAUUGUCAAAGAUAUCCCUCCCGAGUUUGCCAGGCUGAGGCAUCAUCUGUUGUCGUACUCGUCGUAUCUGGGGAAUCUGCCCAAGUCGCAGCUUGACAAGCUGGAGAACUCAGAGGCAAAGUAUUUGACGGGAUGGUCGCUCGGCAAGGAGACGCUCAAGAACGGCCAGGUCGACACCUUGAAGGGGUCGUUUUACGCCAACUGCGCCUUCUACGUCGACCCAGAGCUAUCCUGCGCCGUGCCCACGGAGCAGUUCAACCCGGACGAUUUUCCCGAGUAUCUUUCGCCCAACAUCUGGCCGGAUGACACUACCCUUCCCGGGUUCAAGGACACUUUCGAGAGCCUGUGCCGCCUGAUCAUCGAUGUAGCCGUGCUCGUCGCCAAAGCAUGCGACAGGUUCGCCGAGAAGGAGAUCACAGGCUACCCGAGCGGGUACCUAGAGCGCGUUGUGAGCACUUCGACCACCACCAAGGCCCGCCUGCUGCACUACUACCCCGAGGACCCCACCAACGAGCCCGCCCCGGUGGCCAUGGCCGACGAUGUGGCCAACUCCAACGACCCGGACGAGGACGAUUGGUGCGCUACCCACCUCGACCACGGCUGCUUGACCGGUUUGACGUCGGCCAUGUUCGUCGACGAGUCCCAGUCGAACCCAACCGUGGCAUCCCCGGAAGUCGAGGCGGCGGCGGCCACGCCCGAAGAGCCGUACCUCUUGUCGCCACUUCCUGAACUUGAGUCAUCCCCGGACCCGGCGGCCGGAUUGUACAUCAAGUCGCGGACCGGCCAGACGGUGCAGGUCAAAAUUCCGCGAGACUGCAUCGCUUUCCAAACGGGCGAGGCCCUAGAACGCAUUACCGGGGGCAAGUUCAAGGCUGUCCCGCAUUUCGUGCGUGGCGCGAGAGCGGCGCUGAGUGAGGGCCGGAUUGCGCGGAACACGCUCGCUGUCUUUACUCAGCCGAACCUGGGUGAUGAGGUCGAUAUGCAGCACCAUAUCACCUUUGGAGAGUUUGCCAGAGGAAUUGUGGCCAAAAAUACGGUUUCAUGAGGGUUUCGCCGGGUUGUAUGCUGAGGUUGGUACUUGUAUAACUGAGCUUAUCUCAUUGGCACAAGUUUAAGUCAAUCCAUGUUUGGCACCAUGCGGUCUGACUACCUACCUACCUAAAUAACACACAUACUCGUGCUAAAACAAAGUCAAUCGGACAAUCGGCCAUGAAUAUACAGAUCCUUC
Molecule: messenger RNA, 1338 nt
Organism: Parathielavia appendiculata
Lineage: Eukaryota; Fungi; Ascomycota; Sordariomycetes; Sordariales; Chaetomiaceae
Product: Clavaminate synthase-like protein
Exons: 3
Coding region: 1-1155 (384 amino acids)
Source: RefSeq, a predicted model, not a curated record